Benincasa hispida (wax gourd) is the source of this 2439-nucleotide messenger RNA. RefSeq names its product telomere repeat-binding protein 5-like. NCBI's taxonomy places the organism in Eukaryota, Viridiplantae, Streptophyta, Magnoliopsida, Cucurbitales, Cucurbitaceae. Gene Ontology annotation, molecular function: protein binding. The record is from RefSeq and is a predicted model, not a curated record.
UUUUCAAAGGGUUUUGGCGAUCGGAAUUUCAUUUUUAAUUUUUACUGAGAGAAGAAAUAAAUUUUAAAAACUUGUUUUGAUUUGGCGUUUGGAAUUUUUUUUUGGAUUAAAGCGAAAAAGUUAUGGGAUAGAAAACGAGGGAAUGUGGUGAAUCAAUCAAAGCCAAUCCUUGUUUUGUUCUUGGAUUUCUUCUGUAAUUUUUACAGAUCUCUUUUUCGCUUGCAACUGGUGGUGUUUUUCGCCGGAAUUUCGUUUUCCGGUGAUGAAGAUUUGAAAUCGUUUUGUUCAGGAAUUAAUCUGUGCUGUGACAUUGGAAGCAAAAUAUUCACAACAUUGAAGUGUGUUCAGAUGAGCUAGAUCUCUGUGUAUUGUUCAUAUUUGUGCUAUGACUUCUAAAAUAUGGUGCUUCAGAAGAGGUUAGAUUAUGGGUUCCAUGGCUACCAAGUGCCAACAAUGCCUCGAACUACCAGAUCGGCCAGGAAGAGAAGUUUAUGUAGAAAGGGCACUGAAGGUAGUCAAAUGCGUGCAUUUGAUUUGUUGGCCACUGUUGCUGACAAGUUGUUGCAUGGGACAGAUGGUCCUACCACGACUACUACUGAUACAUCAACCGAAAAAGAUAGGCCUGCAGUUAUGAAGAAAGAAUUGGAUGCAAACAGUUUGCUCAAAGUCGAGACUUCUGAUCGAGGCAGCUGUGACCAGGGCUUUGUCUCAGAGAUCAUUUCAUCAGGACACGAUAAAAAAUGUGAUACAAAUGAUUGUCUUCCACAGCAUGAUGAACAUUCACCACAAUUAGUUUCUGUAGUAACAAAUUUCGAGAAGAGCAAGAAGGAAAUGGAAAAUUUAGCUAGCGAAGUACAUCUAGGCUCCCCCAGUAGUAAGGAGUCUGAUAACUGUGAAUUGGAUGGUAAACUUAAAGUUGCCGUAAAAUAUGAGUUGCAUAAAACUGAAGAGGUGCUUACUAGAACUCAUAAUCAGGAUGACUCAUGCAAGAGAGAGGAUCCUGUUAUAUGGGACCAGAAAGCUCAUUUGUUAGGUAAUAAUUCAGAUAGUUGCGGCAAGAUGACUCAGGACAAACAGAUUGUUCAGAACUCUUCUUUUGCAACUCAGAAUAAUGUAAAAGUAGUUGAUAGAGAUGAUGACGAAAACUCUUCUGGGUGUACUCACCCAGUCUCCUCAAUAAAGUCCUUUAGGACAGUACCUAGUAGUAGAGACCGAAGAAUAAGGAAAGUAUCAGCUUCCAAAUCUUGGAAAGUAGUUCCAAGAUACAGGGAUGAAUCACUUUCUAAGUCUGAUGGCAGUUGGAAAUCUAUGUUUCGCAGUAAGAGCUCUCACGACAGUUGCAGACGCCAGAAAUCUCAAAUGAAUAUUCCUUUUAAAAAGAGAAAAUUCUUUGACUGUAAUAGCUCAGUGUCAAAUUCUGAUGGUGGAAUUAAUUCGGAGGGUCUUUCCGAUUCAAUUGGGAAGGUUGUCAAUACAGAUAACUCAGGGAGAUCAUGUUCUGCAUCUGGUCAUGGCCAUCACAAAACUUUCCCAUCCAGAGAUUCUCAUGUGAAAAUUAGGAUAAAAUCUUUUAGGGUGCCAGAGCUCUUUAUUGAGAUUGCCGAGACUGCAACUGUUGGUUCUUUGAAGAGGACCGUAAUGGAAGCAGUGACUGCUAUACUUGGCGGUGGAUUACGAGUUGGUGUUCUUCUUCAGGGGAAGAAGGUUAGAGAUGACAAUAAAACUUUAUUUCAGACUGGAAUUUCGCAUGACAACCAGCUUGAUUCAUUGGGGUUUGCACUUGAGCCUAAUCCUUCACGAACUCCUCUUGCAUUGGGCCAAGAAGAUUCUCCUUGUAUUCUUCCAUGUGAUUGCCCUGAACCUAUAACCAGGCAUUCACGGAAUGCCUCUGCAGAUCAUCCAGGCAAUAGUAAUGUGUUGUCCGAGCCUCAUGGAGAUUCUUUAGGCAAUUUUAUUGAGAGUGACCAUGAUUCGGCACCCUCUCCUACCGAUAUGUCAAAUCACAAGAGCACAACAGACUCUAAAGCGUUGGUCACUGUACCAGAAAUGACAGUGGAGGCACUUACUGUGGUUCCCAUGCAUCGAAAAUCUAAGCGGUCUGAGGUUGCACAGCGGCGAAUUCGCAGGCCCUUCUCUGUUGCUGAAGUGGAGGCAUUGGUUCAAGCUGUUGAGAAACUUGGUACCGGAAGGUGGCGAGAUGUUAAACUCCGUGCAUUCGACAAUGCAAAGCAUAGAACUUAUGUGGAUCUGAAGGACAAAUGGAAAACCCUGGUGCACACAGCGAGAAUAUCCCCGCAGCAAAGAAGGGGAGAGCCCGUGCCACAGGAGCUUUUGGACCGAGUCUUAACUGCGCACGCUUACUGGUCGAAGCAGCAAGCUAAGUACCAGCUGAAGCGCCAGCCAGAGACAUGUCUUCUCCUUUGAACCAAAAAAAAAAAA